AUGACUUACGAAACAAUUUCGGUUCGAAUGAAUCGAUCUGAUAGAAAUAUUCGAUGGGGUUUCACAGUAAGACAACAAGCUGAUGGAUUGGUUAUUGAUAGAGUGAGUUAGGACAACUUUGAGAUAGUAUAACUGGAUUAGGAUUGUCAGAAAAAAAUCGUGCAACUCGAGAAAAAACUUCCAAUUUUUAAAAAUAGUUGUUGGAUUUCUAAAGGGGAUAAGUUUUGAAUAAAAAUCUACGGAUACGUGGUCCAAAAAUUUGGAACUUUUUUCCUGGGCCUAUUUUUUAACUUCAAAACCUCAGAGCUUCCUUUGGACUAUAACUUUAAAUCUUAGAACAGUGUUCACUAGUACCUCAGUUAUUUUUCAAAACGAACAUGAUUUUUGUUCGUUCGAAACUACAGUAAUUUAUCAAUUAUCUCUCAUUUUUCCACCCACACAAGAGAUGUCAAAAGAACUCAUCACCAAAACACAUUGUUUUUUUCCAGAUCGAACCUGAUUCACUUUCUGACAAAGCUGGAGUCAAACAUAAUGAUAAAAUUGAACAGGUAAAUAUGAGCAAUGUUUCAAAAGUUUCUAUUUCGUUUCAGAUAAAUGGAAGACAAACUCGCGGUUUGGAUGCGAACACAGCAAAUCGAUUGAUCGAUGAUUCUUUUAAUGAAGUUCGACUUUCACUUCAAAGGUUCACAAUUUUUUAAAAUCACUUAAACUAUGAUUUUUACAGAUUUGUAACAUCUCACACUUGCCUCCCAUGGACUUUGAACGAAAAAGACAAUAAAAUGGUUGUUGAAGACAUGAAACCAGGAUUUGGAAAUGGAUUCGGUCAUAAUUUCAAUAAUGGUUCAACAAACUACAGUAACGUAUGUUUUCUAUUAGUUUCGUCCAUUUUUUCCAAAUAGAAAAAUUUAGAAUAAUUUCGGAAACAAUCAUUUCAAUCAAAACUCAUCAUCAGCCUACAAAACUUCGUCAACAACUCAAAAUAAUAGUCAAAGGUGGGAGGAUGCUAUCGGAUUUCCAUAGAUUGGAUAAUUUGAACACAAACUGUUUAUAAAAUAUGUAGAUAAUAAUUAUUUGAGAAUGAAAUAUUUAGAAAUGAAACUAAUUGCAUGAUUGUAGUGAAAGCUUGAAUGUAUAUUUCUUGAAAUUUUCAGCAGUACUUAUCAUUCUUCUUCGUCUUCAAACAAAAAUGGACAUGUUAUUCCAACAACUUUGAUUGGAAACAAUACAUUUUCAAAUAAUUAUCGAGCUCCGUUUGGAAAUGGAUUUGAUAAUCAUAUUACUUCAACAAGAAAUUAUAUCAAUCAAUCACCUAAUAAUUAUAAUUCAACUCCAGCUGCUUUUCAUGAAAGUAAUAACAAUAAUCAUUAUUCAACUUCAAAAAGUACUGCUCCAUUCUCAUCAAAUCAAAAUAAUGGGGGAGAUCGUUUCUAUAACCAUCACGUUCAAACUAAACCAGUUUCACCAAUUCCACCUCCAUCUACUUAUAGUUAUAAUAAUGGUGGAAGUUCUCAACAAUAUGGAAAUGGUUCUGGAGGAACUCCACUUAAUCAACAAACAUUUAUAAAUACAAACAAUUUGUCGAAUUAUUCGGGAGCUGUUUCGCCAGGUGGAAAAACAUAUUAUCAUUCACCAUCGACUAGAAAUCAUAAUGAUUUAUCACCAGGAGCUUCGAUUCAUGUGAGUCCGAAAAUUAUAUUAUUUUUGGAAAAAUUAAUCAUUAUAUCUAUUAUAGCAUCUUCAAUACAAUUCUCCAAUGAAUUUGUAUUCUUCUGAAUCAGCUGCUGAACAAUAUUUCCAACAAACUGGAAAAUCUCCAGAAGGACCUGUUCCUCAUGAUAAAACACCUGCAUAUCUUACUUCUGAAGCAAGAAAGGUUUGAAAACAUAUUUAUUCGGACAUAAUUUGAAAACUAAUUGAUAUUCUUUAGUUAAUCGAGGAAGAAGCUCGAGGAAGAAAUAGCCGUGGGAAAUCGCCAUCGAGUCAAAGUUCAUGCUUCAAACGUAUUUCGCAUGCUGUCGGAGCUGAUAAUUAA
Caenorhabditis angaria is the source of this 2032-nucleotide messenger RNA. Lineage: Eukaryota; Metazoa; Nematoda; Chromadorea; Rhabditida; Rhabditidae. The record is from the annotation of a GenBank genome assembly.